This is a messenger RNA of Salvia splendens (bonfire salvia), 3427 nucleotides long. Its product is annotated as protein ENHANCED DISEASE RESISTANCE 4. The record is from RefSeq and is a predicted model, not a curated record. Gene Ontology annotation, biological process: regulation of defense response to fungus. The transcript is spliced from 4 exons. Bases 388 to 3291 code for a protein of 967 amino acids. NCBI's taxonomy places the organism in Eukaryota, Viridiplantae, Streptophyta, Magnoliopsida, Lamiales, Lamiaceae.
UCUAACAAAUGUGUCUUUCACUUCAACUAACAACCGACUCACUGCUCACAAAUCAUAACCAAGAUUAGAGCGUGCUGAUUACGUGUGUUCUACUGUGUAUUUCCUACAUUCAUGUUUUCGACUCCCAUAAUAAUGUCUCAAGAAUUCGACUUUUGAGUCUGCCAAUCUUUCCACACACGGCACCACCAAGACUUCAACCAUCAUUGUCUUUAUCUUGAGAAGAAAUUUAAUGACAGAAAGCUCGAAUGGUGGAAAAUUAAUGGAAACCACUCGCCGUUGAAGAAAAGUUUGCAUUCUUUGGUAUUUGUGCGGAGGUGGAUUUCUGCUAAAUCAAGAAAUUGUUUUUGGCACUGUGACCGUUCAACUGGAGUGAAGUACCGGUGAAACAUGACUACUCAAGGGAACGUACAAAUUCGAUUCGUUAAAUGCCCAAGGUGCCGGAAGAUUCUACCAGAGUUGCCAGAGCUUCCAAUGUACAAAUGUGGAGGGUGUGGUAUUACUCUCCAAGCUAAACGUCGAAAUCCGGAGACUAACCAUUCUGAAUUACCCUCACAAGAAACAGAUUCUGCAGAAGGAGGCCAACAGGGUAAUGUUUCAGGAGGGAUGGAAGGCAGAAGCUCGACUGCUGAUUUAACCGAUUCUCCUAAAGUUGAAUCUUCGCCAGAUGAAGGCGAGAUACGACGUCUAGAUGAUUUUGACAGCUCUGUGAAACUCUCUCACGACAGAGAUGCUCUCUCUACUAGUCCUCGGACUGAAGGUUUUUCCUCAGAAGUUCGAGCAUCUUUAAGAAACAACAGAAGUGCUGAAAGACAUAGAGGCAAAUUUGAAGAUGAGCAUGUCGACUAUGUGGAACUCUCUCACAACAGAGAUCCCUCCGACAGCCUUCCUGGUUCACCUGACAUUACUAGUCCUCAGAGUGAAGGUUUUUCCUCAGAAGUUCGACAAUCUUUCAGAAACCACCCUUUGGACAGAAGUCCUGAAAGAUAUCGAGGUAAAUCUGAAGAUGAACGUGACGACUCUAUGGAAGUCUCUCGCGAAAGAGGUGCUUCUGAGGGUCUUUCUAGCUGUGAAACUUCUCCCAAAGAAGUUCAAGAAUCAUCGGAAAAAACUCCUUUAGACAGAAGCCCUCAAAAACGUCGAAGCAAUGCUGAUGACCAUGAGGAGUGGACUGCCGGUUCAAACUCUUUGGAUGGACUACCUAGCUCGGGUGAGAUCAGUCUCGAGGCUGAAGCAUAUACCCAAGAAUCCAGUGAACAUGUAGAGCAAAUGAAAGAUGGAGAAUCAGAACAAGUUUGGACAAAAGGCGCCGGCCUUGUUGAUGAAGUUCAGAAUUUGCCUGAAUAUGAAGAUCAAGAGAGUGGCUUGAUGGAGAGGAUUGCGGAAAACAAUGCUCUACCAGAAAAUGAAGGAACGACUCGGACCUUCUUAAACGAUGAAUCUAGUGGUGAAAUUAAGCAUGUCGGACCAACUUCGCCUUCUGCGAUGAUAUCUCAUGAAAUCAGCAUCGCAUCAACAUCAGCUGAGGUAGUUGGUGAUGGCUCCAGAGGUCUUCCUGUUUCUAGAAGCCCGAUUGCUGAAAGGAGCAUGAGUCCUAAAGCCAGUGCUCCAGUUCACGCUCCUAGGAGCCCCUCAAGAGGGAGUCUCGUGUCAUUCUAUCUUACGACUGAUGAUGAACAGCUCGAUGGUUCUCCAAGAGAAGUUGCACGUACUUUUGAGAGAUUUAACUCUACAGACACACUGGGAAGUUCACAUCUCGGUGACCAUAGCUCCGAGAUCAACGUUAGGCAUGGACCCGCGGCUUUUUAUCAGAACAGCAGGAGCUACUAUGCUUAUGAUGGUAGUGAAUCAUCUUACGAUGGAAUUGAUGAUCAAGUCCGCGAACAUUUUUCACAUCCCUCGAGAAAGGCUAACGAUGUGGGACAUAUCCGAGCCAGAGAAAAGCUCAGAAAUGGUGGAUUUAGUGGGAACAAUGUGGCGAAGAGUGAAGCAGAGAGGGCUCAUCGGGCAACAAGUCCCUUGAGCCGUGAAAUGCACUUCCCUUGGCACAGAGGUCAGAAUAGGAUGAGACUCAAUUCACAAGGAGAUGUCUCGAGAGCACCAUUCCCUUCGAGAGAUCACACUGCUGGACACAGACCUCCAGUUCAUCGGCACAAUUUGCUUCCACCCCAUUCAGCUUUCGACUUACCCGAAAAGUCUUCAUACUCGAAUCCAGAGCAACUCGAUCUGUUGAGAACGGUACAUCAUCUGAAGGAUCAGCUUGAGAGGAUGCAAUUCAAUGCUCUUCCUUACUUAGAAGCUGAAAGGGAAAUGUAUGCAGAUGUGAGCCAUUCAGGUCCAUGUAACAGGCGAAACGAUCGUGCCAAGGGUUAUGGUGAAAGAUACAAUGAGAGGAGAAUGGCUUUCUCGGGCGAGGCUGCACAUUUUCGACACCAAGCUAGCUGCUCUUGUUUGCACUGCAAUCAGCAAGAUUGGCAACACCGUAAAAAUGGCCAUCGUGCCAUCCACGCUGACCAUAACUGCUGCGGUAGCUCCAACUCUUUGAGCCCCCACCGUUAUGCAACCUCUGAGCCCUCAUCAUGGGGCCGUGAGACAAAGUCUGACAACCAGAGGCUUGAUGAGAUCAGACGGACGCAGUUGAGGGAGAAAUACAGUGCAGCCAAGAGGCACCUCCGUCCCAUAGCCGGUGGAGCCCCGGUUAUCACUUGUUACCAUUGUUCACAACUGCUCCAGCUGCCAGUGGACUUUCUCCUAUUCAAGAAAAGGUAUCAUCAGCUGAUGUGCAAUGCUUGUGGGAAGGUUAUAAAGUUUUCGGUCGUGAAGGGAACUCAUCUCGUUCCAUACGUUGCUGAUGCCCGUGCACCUCCCCCUAGUGAGGCCGGUGACUACAGUGAUGGUAACAUCCGGAGAAAUAUGGAACCGGCGCCCCAAUCUAUCUCCUGCAAACAUGUUGAAUCUGUGUCGUACUCUGAUGAGUACGGGCGGUCAUUCUGUAGGAGCUGCUCCACCGAGGGAGAGGCCUCAGCCGCCAUACCUUCAAUUGAUCGAGCCAAGGGAAACUCGUACGACAGAAAGAUGUCAUCUGGAGGCGGUUAUUAUGAGGAUCGGAAGCUGAAAGGUGUCUCAAACUCAAAGGAAGGCGUUGAAUCAGCUGGUCCUUCAUCAAGAACUGUGACGAGGAAGAAUGCGACUACAUCGGUCUCGGAGAUAGAAGAGCUGCCGCCAUUGUCGAAUUCUCCACUGCAUCGCCUAAUGGGGUAUUCGACACCGAGCAAAGUGUUCAAACGAGGAUGAGUGUGAGCUGCAAUGUGAUGUGUUGUUGGCUAUAUUGCUAUAGUGUGUUUGAGUCAUACUAGUAUAGUUAUGAAAUUGGAGGGAUUAUGUAUACAUGUUUGUUUCUAGUAUAUUGCAUUAUUUAUUCAUUAUUUCA